Messenger RNA from Cuscuta epithymum, 2093 nucleotides. Lineage: Eukaryota; Viridiplantae; Streptophyta; Magnoliopsida; Solanales; Convolvulaceae. The record is from the annotation of a GenBank genome assembly.
AUUACCUUUCUGACUAUAUUGACUUGAAUUACUAUAGAUGGUCAUUAUAGUUAUUUUUACCUACUCAGUAAAAUCAGUCGAUUCGGCUAAUUUUGAUGUUAUCAAACGGACUUUUGUGAAUCACAAAAUAUAUUUCGGUGAGCAUGUAAACAACAUUAGAAGAUAACCUAGAUAAAAUCAUUUGAAUUUGUUUAAUUUGGUUGGAUUUUUUCGAUUUCAGUUCAUUUUGAUUUUAAUAUGAUUUGAAAGAAAUACAUUUAGAGGCCGUUUGAAAUCACCGUUUUUCGGCGUUAUCAGGCUUAUCAACCAAUUUUUUCACCAAAUACGUAAUUUUUGCUUUCGCGUGCUGAAUUGUGUAAUAAGCAGAAAAAUUAAGGUUGGAGUUACUUUUCUAGCUGUAUUAGCUGAAGUUACUGUAGAUGAUCAUUUUAACUAUUUUUACAUAUAACUUUUUCUUUAUUUUAUUAAUAAAAUAUAUUUUAAAAAUAUUUUUUCCAUAAAUCAGUAGAAUCAGCUAAUGCAGCCACUUCAGCCAGAACUUCAUAAAUUUCAGCAGAAUAAACUAAAUCAGCCGAUUUUCGUGCUACCAAACGCGCUCUUAAAUUCACACAAAUUUAAUUCUAAUUCGGUUUGAUGUGAUUGAGUUCGAUUAAAGUCAUUAAACCAAACUCAAAUGGCCACCUUUACUCCCUAAGCGGUAGCUGAUUAACUCCAAUACAUCAAUGUCUAACCACUAGUUAGUGUGGUAGAGUUGGAUUGCAGCCUUCUAGGCGUUCCAGUAAGCUCUGAAGCGGUGCGGUGCGGUCCGACCCGAACCGGUUCGGACCCGGACUUUAUGUUUGAAUAGUUAUCCCAUUCAUAAAAUUCAUAAAGACAGACCGGUACUGAAGGGAUCGAUCAAUCUUAUAGCCUGCAGUCAUACCAGUUUAUUAUUCUUCGAAUUUCGGGUGUUUUUUUGCUAAUCGAUUCAUACCUGGAAAUGGAAGAGCAUGGGGAGCAUCAGGGUCAGCACGAAAGAUCGUUCCUGGGGAAUAUAGCUGAGAAGAUUCACCAGAGUGGCAGCUCUUCUUCCUCCGAUUCUGAAUCUGACGAAAAGCCCGUGAAGUCUGAGGCGUCACAUUCAUCCAAAAACGCUAAGAUUUGGCGGUUUUUCGGCCGGGAACGACCGGUUCAUAAGGUUUUCGGUGGAGGCAAACCUGCUGAUGUGUUUUUGUGGAGGAACAAGAAGAUAUCUGCUGGACUCCUUGGUGGAGUUACCACUAUUUGGGUUCUAUUUGAACUGCUUGAGUACCACCUUCUAACACUGGUCUGCCAUGUCUUGAUCAUUGCUCUUGUAGUUUCGUUCUUGUGGUCCAAUGCAUCAUCCUUCAUCAACAAGUCUCCUCCCCGAAUCCCUGAAGUCCACAUUCCAAAGGAUCCAUUCAUUCAGGUUGCUUCUGCCUUGAGAAUUCAUAUAAACAGUGGUUUGCAUUUACUACGAGAAAUUGCAUCCGGAAGAGACCUGAAGAUGUUUCUUGUUGUAAUUGCUGGUUUAUGGAUCCUCUCAGUUAUUGGCAGUUGGUGCAACUUUUUAUCAUUGUUCUAUAUAUCGUUUGUAGCACUGCACACUGUUCCUGUGAUAUAUGAGAAGUAUGAAGACAAGAUCGAUCCGCUAGGGGAGAAAGCGAUGGUGUGGGUGAAGAAGCAAUAUGCAGUGUUUGAUGAGAAAGUACUGAGCAAAAUUCCUAAAGGGCCAUUGAAGGACAAGAAGAGGGCAUGAGAAGAGUGCAGCAGGUUAACUAUGUGUAGUCUAUAUAUAUAAUCGUGUGUUUGUGAUUAUAUGAUGAUUUGUUUUUGGGGUUCUUCACAUAUGAUGAAUUUAGACAGAUUUGACGUAGUUAGCGUUUUGUGUGUGUUUCUUUGAAGUAGCAUACAAAAUCUCUGUUGUACUAUGAAACUUGAUGAUAUCUCGCGCUCCAUAAUGGUCAUGUUUUUAGUUGAACUGCUUUCAUCAGACCAGAUUUGGACAGUCAUAAAACGUACACGUACAGAGGCUAUACAUUUAUUUUAGAUCUGACCAGGUUAAAAAUUUCAGUCUAAAUAAUUUUUAUUUU